Molecule: messenger RNA, 6503 nt
Organism: Artibeus jamaicensis (Jamaican fruit-eating bat)
Lineage: Eukaryota; Metazoa; Chordata; Mammalia; Chiroptera; Phyllostomidae
Gene: WWC2
Product: WW and C2 domain containing 2
Exons: 23
Coding region: 390-3953 (1187 amino acids)
Biological process (GO): cell migration; regulation of hippo signaling; negative regulation of organ growth
Cellular component (GO): cytoplasm
Molecular function (GO): kinase binding; molecular adaptor activity
Source: RefSeq, a predicted model, not a curated record
UAUCCUCCACCACCGCAGCACAGCGGAGCUUCCCGGAUCCAAGCCCAGACGGCGGCGGCUCUGGCAGCCUGGGCGCCGAGACCCUCGGCGGCCACAGGGGGACGCGGAGGAGGAGGAGGAGGAAGAGGCUGAGGCAGCGGCAGCAGCCGCGAGGAGGUAGAGGAGGGUUCGAUCUCAGGCUCCGACGCAGACAUGGUGGACUGAUCUCCGGCGGAUUCCUGGACUGAUCGCCGAAGCGCCCCCUGCGCGUGGCCCCGCCGUUCCCUGCGGCCGGCAGCUCCGGGCCAGCGCCCGCGUCCGGUGCAGCGGCCGGGCCGGACAGUCGUGUUCCCGCCGCGUCCCGCGCCCGGUCCCUAUGGAGGCGCCGCUCGCCGGCGAGGCCGCCGAUCAUGCCUAGGAGGGCCGGGAGUGGGCAGCUGCCGCUACCCCGGGGCUGGGAGGAGGCCAGGGACUACGACGGCAAGGUCUUCUACAUCGACCACAACACCAGAAGGACCAGCUGGAUCGACCCCCGGGACAGGUUAACGAAGCCCCUGUCGUUUGCCGACUGUGUUGGGGAUGAGCUGCCGUGGGGCUGGGAAGCGGGGUUCGACCCUCAGAUCGGCAUCUACUACAUCGAUCACAUCAACAAAACCACGCAGAUCGAAGAUCCAAGAAAACAAUGGAGGGGGGAGCAGGAGAAGAUGCUCAAGGACUAUCUCUCAGUGGCGCGGGACGCCCUCAGGACGCAGAAAGAGCUGUACCACGUGAAGGAGCAAAGACUGGCCUUGGCCCUCGACGAGUACAUGCGACUGAAUGAUGCCUACAAGGAAAAGUCAAGUUCCCACACCAGCCUGUUCUCAGGAUCUUCAUCGAGCACUAAAUAUGACCCUGAUAUUUUAAAAGCUGAGAUCUCCACUACACGACUAAGGGUUAAAAAGCUGAAGAGGGAGCUCUCACAGAUGAAGCAAGAAUUGCUCUAUAAGGAACAAGGCUUUGAAACAUUGCAACAAAUUGAUAAGAAAAUGUCCGGAGGCCAGAGUGGCUAUGAACUCAGUGAAGCCAAAGCCAUUCUCACCGAAGUGAAAUCCAUCCGAAAGGCUAUUAGCUCGGGAGAGAAAGAAAAACAGGAUCUCAUGCAGAGUCUCGCCAAGCUGCAGGAGCGGUUCCACCUGGGUCAGAGCAUGGGCCGAUCGGAGCCAGACUUGAGGUCCAGCCCUGGGGACUCUCACUUGUCUCUCUCCAGACAGACCCUGGAUGCCGGCUCGCAAACCAGCAUUUCCGGAGACAUCGGAGUGAGAAGUAGAUCAAAUUUAGCUGAAAAGGUCAGGCUGAGUCUACAGUACGAAGAAGCCAAAAGAAGCAUGGCCAACUUAAAGAUCGAGUUGUCGAAACUGGACAGCGAAGCCUGGCCCGGGGCGCUGGACGUGGAGAAGGAGAAGCUGAUGCUGAUUCACGAGAAGGAAGAACUUCUGAAAGAGCUGCAGUUCGUCACGCCGCAGAAACGCACUCGGGACGAGCUGGAGCGCCUGGAGGCCGACCGGCAGCGGCUGGAGGAGGAGCUGCUGUCCGUGCGGGGCACCCCCAGCCGGGCUCUGGCCGAGAGAUUGAAGUUGGAAGAGCGGAGGAAAGAGCUGUUACAGAAACUCGAAGAAACCACCAGGUUAACUACGUACCUGCAUUCACAGCUGAAAAGCCUCUCCGCCAGCACCCUGUCCAUGUCGUCCGGGAGCAGCCUCGGCUCCCUGGCCUCCAGCCGGGGCUCUCUGAACACCUCCAGCAGGGGCUCGCUCAACUCCCUCAGCUCCAGCGAGCUCUAUUACACCGGUCAGGGCGACCAGAUAGACGCCGACUAUCAGUAUAAACUGGACUUCCUUCUGCAAGAAAAGGGCGGUUACAUCCCUUCCGGGCCCAUCACCACCAUCCACGAAAACGAAGUGGUCAAGUCCCCCAGCCAGCCGGGCCAGAGUGGUGCCUGUGGGGCAGCCGCCGCAGCGACAGGCCCCGCCCCCCCGCUGACCGAGGCCCCCAAGUCGGUGACGUCCCUGUCCUCCCGGUCCUCCCUUUCCUCCUUGUCCCCGCCUGGCUCCCCCUUGGUGUUAGAGGGCACGUUUCCCCUGUCUGCUCACGACGUCCCCCUCCAUCAGUUCACCACUGACUUCGACGACUGCGACCUGAGCAGCCGCUUUGCAGACUUGGGCCUGGGCGAGAGUCAGGCCCUGCUGGACCCAGACGCGGGAGGCGCGUCCCAGCCUCUCUUGGUGGAUAAAGACCUCCACGAAUGCGCCCAUGAGCCCUUCUAUGAAGCAACAGCAGAGGUGGAAAAGUCAUUGCCCAAACGGAGGGCGGCCCACUUGCUCGGGGAGAAGACGGCCUGUGUGUCGGCCGCCGUGUCCGACGAGUCCGUGGCUGGAGACAGUGGGGUCUACGAGGCCUUCGUGAAACAGCCGAGUGAGGUCGAAGAAGUUCCUUACGGGGAGGAGGAUGCUGCGGUCGUGGAGGCAGCCCAGGUGCAGGUCGGACUCAGAUAUGACGCCAAAAGGUCAAGUUUCAUGGUGAUUAUAGCGCAACUCCGGAAUCUCCAUGCCUUCCUGAUACCUCAUACUGCAAAAGUAUACUUCAGGGUCGCCCUGCUCCCCUCCUCAGCGGACGUCAGCUGUCUGUUCCGGACAAAAGCCCACCCGGCCACCGAGUCCCUGUCGUUCGGUGAUGUGUUCCGAGUGGCCAUCUCCCAAACGUCCCUGCAACAGAGGACCCUGCGGGUGGACCUCUGCCGCGUCAGCGCCCACCGGAGGGAAGAGUGCCUGGCUGGAACCCAGAUCAGCCUCGCAGAUUUGCCGUUCUCCAGUGAGAUCUUCACUCUCUGGUAUAACUUGCUUCCUUCCAAGCAAAUGCCUUCCAAGAAGAAUGAGGAAGAAAAUGAGAAUUCUGCAUUUCAGCCAAACCAGCCGUCAGUGGAUCCCAUAGACCUGGACGCAGUGUCGGCCUUACUUGCGAGAACAUCAGCCGAGCUGCUGGCUGUGGAACAAGAAUUAGCCCAAGAAGAAGAACCAGGGCCGGGAGAAGAGCAAAGCGGGCCAGAUGGAGAUUGGCUGGCAAUGCUGAGAGAGGCCGCCGAUGAAGUUGGGGCUGAAGAAGGGGCUGAAGGCGCGUGGCCAGAGGGCAGCAGCCGUACAGCGGACGCCAGCUCCUGCCCGAGUGUGCCCGAGACUGGUGAAGAUGCAGGCAGGAGAGGAAACAGCUGUGCUAACGACCCCGGGGGUCAGCCCCUGCCUGGAGGGCCGGCCCUGGUCGACAAAGAGACAAACACGGAGGAGGCGGAGGACACCGGCCUGGCGGUGCGGCCCAAAGAGCUCGGCGGGCGGAGCGCCCGGCAGCGCCCCCUGGUGAGGAGCAGCGUGAUCGUGCGCUCGCAGACCUUCUCCCCGGGGGAGCGCAGCCAGUACGUGUGCCGGUUAAAUCGGAGCGACAGUGACAGCUCGACCCUGGCUAAAAAGUCUCUGUUCGUGAGAAACUCCAGUGAACGGCGCAGUCUGAGGGUCAAAAGGGCGGUCUGCCAGCCUGUCCUUAGGAGAGCGGCGCAGGAGCGCCCGGCGCGCACGUCCCUGGACUUGGAGCUGGACCUGCAGGCCUCCCUGACCCGGCAGAACCGCCUUAACGACGAGCUGCAGGCCCUGCGGGGCUUGAGGCAGAAGCUGGAGGCGCUGAAAGCCCAGGGGGAGAUGGGGCUCCCCGAGGGCAUGCUGCAGGACGAGCGCUUCCAGACGCUCCUGAAGCAGGCCGAACAGUCCAAAGAGGAGCAGAAGCAAGGCUUGAACACAGAGAAGCUGAUGAGGCAGGUCUCCAAGGACGUGUGCCGGCUCCGGGAGCAGAGCCGGAAGGUGCCGCGGCAGGUGCAGUCCUUCAGGGAGAAGAUCGCCUACUUCACCAGGGCGAAGAUCAGCAUCCCGUCCCUGCCGGCUGACGACGUGUGAGCCCAUCGCCGAGGAAAUGAGCGUUUCCUGGAGAGGACAGGAGACUGAACGCUGGUUCUGUAGGUUGGUUUGCAGGGGCUGAACUGUAACUGUCAGCUCUGAAAGAGCUUUUACUUCACAUCAAGAUUUCAACAUGGUCAUUUGUAAAGUAUCUUGAAUGUAAUUUUUAUAUUUUAAAAAAAAGCAAAAAAAAUCAGAUAACCAAAAUGGGAUGAUCAGGCACACAAAUGGUGUACGGUAUGUGUGUGUUGCCAAGGGCCUUUAUUUUGUGAAAGCGGAACCCGGGGUGUGUCCUAUUGAACAGACUCUGGAGAAAGAACCCCCACAAGGUGAUCCUUGCUUUUCCUUUGCUUUCCCGUGAGUAGACCGGGAAGCUGGCCAGAGCACCAUGUGGUGUUCUUGUACCAGACACCAGCUUGGUACAGUUGACCGUGAGCUUCAGUGCAGAGUUCCAAGUCCACCUGUGUUCAUUUCCAUCCCCUGUGUUGGAACGCCUUGUUUCCUUAAAACAGUCUCUCUUUUGUCCUUUUCUGUUGGUCUAAAGGAUACAAAAACAAAGCGCAGAGCCCGGGACCCUUACUCCUGGCCGCACUAAAGACCCUGUGGCAGUUGACUUCGGGGGCAGGGAGGUCAAAGGAGAAAGCCAGGCGCCCUGCGGCACCCCGGUAGAGGCGCCCGCUCGGCCAGAGCGAGGGAAGCCUUCAGGCGCGAGCUUCUGGCCUGCGCCUGCACCACAAUGCUCCGUCCGAGGUCUGAGGGUGGUGUCAAGGAGAGGAACGUGGUGGCCCGACAUCUAAGGACAGACAUUCUGGUGACAUGGGGGGAAGCGCAUCAGCACUCAUUUGGUGAGAUCAGGAAGAGAGGCAAGGGUGUCUUGAAUGAAUCAAAGUUGCCAAAACAAAAUUAAAGCUUUUGUUAAACAGAUUGGUAGCACUGUAUAGCAUUGACUUUGCAGCUCUCAUGGACGGGGCCUACCUAUAACUCGUGGUGAGGAGUCGGGAGGCGAAGAGAAGAGGGUGCCUGGCGAGAUUUCUAAUUUGAAGUAUAGGCUGUCGUUUGCUUUAAAAAAUGCCAUUGCCAAUGAACAGGUUCAGACACACGAUCUGACCAAAGGCUCUUCUGGGCAGAAUUUUAGCUGGCCCGGCCCAAGCACGUCCUCACAGAAACAGCCCCGGUGCAGCUCAGCCUGCACAAAGACUUCCAAAAUAUAAGCAGUUUUGUGCAAUUUCAUACUUACUACUCACUCUGUAAUACUGGAAGAGGUCAUUUUUGGUUAGCCAUCUUUUCAUAGCAAACUACAUCAGUUUUUUUUUAGAAAUGCAAAUGUCCUUUUGAAGGAAUGGGCCCCUUCACACACACACACACACACACACACACACACACAGUUCUAUUUCUAAGCUAGACUCCUCAUUAGCAAGAAUUAUUUUCUUGAAAGUCAUCACACAUAUUUUAGAAGGUUCAUUUUAUCAGACUCGAAGUUCCAAUGAAGCCAUUUCUGAGCCUAGAAUUUUAAUUCUUUUUCCCUAAGUGACCCACCACUCUGGGCAAAAACCAGCCUUGUGGGUUGAGCACGGUCCUUUGGGGCUGUCAGUUCAUUCCAUCAGAUGAGGAAAACGAGAAGAAAACUACCAUCCGUCCUUGUCAAGGUCAAAUGUGAAAGACAGAGGUUUAUUUAAUGUAGGAUCAAAUGAAGGUCAGCUGCUUUCAGCUUCUCAGUUUGACCACGAAAAUGUUGAUAGGAGUAUGUGUAGUUGCGCCGUACGAUUUUAUUUUCUUCAUUUAUUUAUUUACGGUCUUAUUUAUGUUCUGUUUAAUAUAUAGUUCGGUUCUGGCCAUUUUAAAUGUUUGACAUAGGAGAGGCUAUAUGGGAAUAUUUACAGCUUUAUAAAUCUUCAUCAGAUUAGUUGUUAACUUUUUGUGAUACAAGAAGUUUCAGACAAGUAUAAAAGAAUAAAAUCUGUCUCAGGCUGGUAGUUAACUCUUGUGACCAAGAUGCUUUUGGUCUUAUUUUACAAAAUUUGCUCAUUUCUAACAUGAGAGAUAAACUUAUUUUAAUAUAAUCCUUUUUCACACUUUAAAAAUCAGUAAUAGUGUUAUGUAUUUAUAGGCGGCUUUUAACAAUCCUGUCAUAUUUGUUCUAAUCCCAAUGAUUCACAGUGACAAAACAUUUUAAUAACAUCACAAAAGCAUAUGAACAAUAUGAAUUUUAAUAUUAUAAAUACUAUUUUUAAAAGUAGAACUUAUUCUGCACAGGGUAAAAAGAAUAUAAUAUUUAGUUUGAAUUCUCAGUAUAUUAUUACAACUUUGUAUAUCGGAAUCUAAGUGUCGCAGGUACAGAAAGAAUGUUGCUAGCCAAGUGAACAAUGUUUAGCUGGUCUCUGUAGCAUGCAAAUCAAAUAAAUUUAAAGUCUUUUUUUUGCUAUUACUUUAUAUUAUGUUAAAUAUCAAAAGCUCAGGACUGAACUAAAUAUUUAAUCAGGUUAAAUUCUGAAUCUGUUUGUUUUAAUUUGUCUUGUUUGUAAACGUGUGCAAAUACAUCACAUAGAUUAA